Molecule: messenger RNA, 357 nt
Organism: Bombus pyrosoma
Lineage: Eukaryota; Metazoa; Arthropoda; Insecta; Hymenoptera; Apidae
Product: mitochondrial pyruvate carrier 1-like
Exons: 3
Coding region: 4-357 (117 amino acids)
Biological process (GO): pyruvate import into mitochondria
Cellular component (GO): mitochondrial inner membrane
Source: RefSeq, a predicted model, not a curated record
AAAAUGGGAAAACAAUCGAAAGGGUUGUUCAGCAAGCAGACGAGGAGUUAUUUCAUGAGCACACACUUCUGGGGACCGGUGUUCAACUGGAUGAUACCCAUAGCGGCCAUAUCCGACACGCAAAAGCAUCCGAGAAUCAUUAGCGGCAAAAUGACUUUGGCGUUGGCUUUGUACUCUAUAAUGUUCAUGAGGUUCGCCAUAAAGGUGCAGCCACGGAAUAUGUUGCUGUUUGCGUGCCACUUCGUCAAUUCCUGCGCGCAGCUUACACAGGCUUACAGAUUUCUCGACUAUCAUUAUAUCUCGAAACAAGAACCCAAUGACGAAGACACACCUGUCUCUCAGGAUGAAAAGAAGUGA